AUGAACGAUGUUACGUUUGAUGACUUGCUGCGGCGUGUUGUGCCUUUCAUUGCUCACAAAGGUACCCAUAGGUUUCCAAUAUCUGAAGCAGAGAGACUAUCAGUAACGUUGCGAAUUUUAGCAUCCGGGAAUUCCCAGCAAAGUGUAGCCGACAGCUACCGUAUCAGAAAGUCAACUAUCAGUGGCAUAUUAUAUGAAACAUGCGAGGCUCUAUGGACCGUCCUUAAAGACGACUUUGUGGCCGUACCCACACAGGAUGAUUGCAUCCGAAUUGUUGCAGAGAACUGGCAGAACUGGAACUUCCCCAUGUGCUUAGGUUCAAUAGAUGGGAAACAUGUUGCUAUCAAAGCUCCUCCUCGAUCCGGAAGUGAUUAUUUCAAUUACAAAAAGUAUCACUCCACCAUUCUAAUGGCGGUAGCAGAUAGUAAAUACAGAUUCAGAAUGGUUGAUAUUGGAGCUUAUGGAAGAGAAUCAGAUGGCGGAGUUUUCAGUCGAUCACAGUUUGGCAUCAAGAUGGAUAAUGACACAUUGGGCAUACCAGAGUCCGGUUGUCUCCCAGGAACUGAUAUCGAGGUCCCCUAUAUGUUUCUUGGAGAUGAAGCAUUCCCACUGAAGAAGAACCUGAUGAGGCCAUAUGCUGGUAAGUAUAACGGUUGCACAUUUUGCUACUGA
Molecule: messenger RNA, 672 nt
Organism: Lineus longissimus
Lineage: Eukaryota; Metazoa; Nemertea; Pilidiophora; Heteronemertea; Lineidae
Exons: 1
Coding region: 1-672 (223 amino acids)
Source: RefSeq, a predicted model, not a curated record